AGGCCAAAUACUCAGUGGCUGCCAAAUACUCAUUUUCGAGAGGGUGAGGUCUCUUAGGGAAUGCAGAGAGAUGAGAAGAACUUCGCUGUCUAACCCUGACCCGGGAGGGAGGUCCAAAAAAUCCGCCGGCGACCGGAAUUGCCACCGGAAACACGUCGAAGACGGGUGAACAUCAGCCCACCACCACCACAGCUGUAAAUCUCCCCCAUUUUUAGCCCUUUUUGUUGUGUUUGUUUUUUUUCAAGAAUUAGUUAUCAGUAUUAAAAAAUGGCGGAUAAGAGUGAAAAGUAUCAAGGCCAGAGUCUGCUCCAUGGAAAGUACGAGCUCGGAAGGCUAUUAGGUCAUGGCACGUUCGCCAAGGUGUACCAUGCCCGGAAUUUACAGUCCGGCAAGAACGUGGCGAUGAAAGUAGUCGGAAAGGAGAAGGUGAUUAAGGUCGGGAUGACGGAGCAAGUGAAGCGUGAGAUUUCGGUAAUGAAGAUGGUGAAACAUCCUAACAUAGUGGAGCUCCACGAGGUCAUGGCGAGCAAGUCCAGGAUCUACUUCGCGAUGGAGUUCGUACGCGGCGGCGAAUUGUUCGCCAAGAUCGCCAAGGGACGUCUCCGGGAGGAGGUGGCCAGAAAUUACUUCCAGCAGCUGAUCUCCGCCGUCGAUUUCUGUCACAGCCGCGGCGUCUACCACCGUGACCUCAAGCCGGAGAACCUAUUGUUAGACGACGAAGGAAAUCUGAAAGUGACGGACUUCGGACUCAGCGCCUUCGCGGAGCACCUGAAGCAGGACGGACUUCUGCACACCACGUGCGGAACGCCGGCAUACGUGGCGCCGGAGGUGAUCGGAAAGAAAGGAUACGACGGAGCGAAGGCGGAUAUCUGGUCCUGCGGCGUCAUUCUCUAUGUCCUUCUAGCUGGAUUUUUACCGUUUCAAGACGAUAACAUUGUAUCGAUGUAUCGGAAGAUCUACAAAGGAGAUUUCAAGUGUCCGCCGUGGUUUUCGUCGGAAUCACGGAGAUUAAUCACGAAAUUGUUAGAUCCAAAUCCAAAUACUCGGAUUUCGAUUGCGAAAAUCAUGGGUUCAUCCUGGUUCAAGAAGUCAAUUCCGAAAUCUGUGAUAUCAAAAGAAGAGCAAGAAUUCGAAGGCGACGUUGGGAAGGGGAAGGAAAUAGAGACUCUGAACGCGUUUCAUAUCAUUUCUUUAUCGGAGGGGUUCGAUUUGUCGCCGUUGUUUGAGGAGAAGAAGAGGGAAGAGAAGAAAGAGCUGAGAUUCGCGACGACGAGGUCGGCGAGCAGCGUGAUAUCGACACUGGAGGAGGUGGCGAAGACGAUGAAGUUCAGCGUCAAGAAGAGCGACUCCAGCGUGAGGUUGCAGGGGCAACACAUCGGCCGGAAGGGGAAGUUGGCGAUCGCGGCGGAGAUAUUCGCCGUGACGCCGUCGUUCCUGGUGGUGGAGGUGAAUAAGUCUAGCGGUGACACACUGGAAUACAAUCAGUUCUGCAGCAAGGAGCUGAGACCGGCACUCAAGGACAUCGUGUGGACGUCGCCCACCGGAGCUUGAUCAAUUUGGGUAAUUGGUGGUCGUAAAAUGAAGAUUGUUGUCUGUUUAAAAGAAUUGUUGUUGUUAAUUAAUUUGGAUAUUAUUGAAAUCGAGGCUAAUUGAAGUCCCAGCUUUGCUUAAGUUUUAGAUGAAUUGAAUCUGUUCUUGUGAUUA
This is a messenger RNA of Cornus florida, 1704 nucleotides long. Its product is annotated as CBL-interacting serine/threonine-protein kinase 6-like. Gene Ontology annotation, molecular function: protein kinase activity; ATP binding. The coding region runs from base 268 to 1551 and encodes 427 amino acids. The record is from RefSeq and is a predicted model, not a curated record. NCBI's taxonomy places the organism in Eukaryota, Viridiplantae, Streptophyta, Magnoliopsida, Cornales, Cornaceae. The transcript has a single exon. Gene Ontology annotation, biological process: protein phosphorylation; signal transduction.